This is a messenger RNA of Monodelphis domestica (gray short-tailed opossum), 3674 nucleotides long. NCBI's taxonomy places the organism in Eukaryota, Metazoa, Chordata, Mammalia, Didelphimorphia, Didelphidae. The record is from RefSeq and is a predicted model, not a curated record.
GAAUAAAUGCAAAAAGUGCCGAAUUCUUCAUCUGAUUUCAGAUACUGGAACAAAAAAUAAGAUAGCAAUCACAAAGGGAAUUACAUAAUGCUUACAGAGAAGCUAAAUGAUGAAAUAAUAGAUAUAUUUAGUCUACAUUUACCUAGUGGUGUCAUACCUAUGAAGAGAGGAUUGAAUGUAUAGACAAUGAGAAUGGAAGCAAAAAGAUUGGAAGUGAACAGUCUAGUACUAUGGACAGAGCAUGCUCAGACACAGGAUUUGGUCUCAGGUGCCAUGAUUUCAGGUCAAGUCACUCAUCUAGCCUUUCUGAAGUCAUGGUCUGAGUUAAGAAUGUAAUAAAGCUAGCCUGUCUAAAAUCUCAAAUUUGUUGAGAGAGCCAAUGAGAUCAUAUGAGAGGUUCUUUGUAAUUUAAAUUGUUCUUUAGGUUUGAGGUAAUGGCAUUUUCAAAGGAUGGAUUGUGCCCAUUGAAUUUGGAAUACUUUUUUUUAACUGAGGAAAUAGCAUAUAAAGUGGUUUAUGUUCUGACAGUUGAAGAAAAGAGAUUGAGUUAUAGAUUUGCAUAUAUCAAUAUAUUUGUUUUACUGUUUAUUUUAGAAGGAGAGAUCAGACCUGAAAUGAAGGCGAAUCCACCAAAGAUGAGCUUUCCUGUGGAAGAAAUGGACCUACAAAGAUUCAUGAGCAAUGAUCCGAAUAACUUUUCUUUCAAAGAAUUCAGUGUUCAGCCUUCAAAUUCAUCUCAUAUUGAACAUCAAAGACUGCACACCAAUGAAAAAUCUAGUGAAAGCAAUCAAUGUGGAAAGACUUUUAUUCACAGGCCCAGUCUUGCUGGAAAUCAGAGGAUCCAUCCUGGGGAGAAACCUUAUGAACUCAAGCAGUGUGGAAAGAAGUUCAGUCAGAGCUUUGCUCUUGUUGUUCAUGAGAGGAUCCACACUGUGGAGAAACCUUAUGAAUGCAAGCAAUGUGGAAAGCCAUUCAGAUACAUCUCCAGUCUUGAUGGACAUCAGAGGACCCACACUGGGGAGAAACCUUAUGAAUGCAAGCAGUGUGGAAAGACAUUCUGUCAGAGCUCUGCUCUUGCUAGUCAUCAGAGGAUCCACACUGGGGAGAAACCCUAUGAAUGCAAGCAGUGUGAAAAGACAUUCCGUCAGAGCUCCAGUCUUGCUAUACAUCGAAGAAUCCACACUGGGGAGAAGCCUUAUGAAUGCAAGAAGUGUGGAAAGACAUUCACAGACAAAUCCAAUCUUUCGAAACAUCAGAGAACCCACACUGGGGAGAAACUUUAUGAAUGCAAACAAUGUGUAGAGACAUUCAGUUGUACCACCAAACUUGCUGCACAUCAGAGAAUCCACACUGGGGAGAAGCCUUAUGAAUGCAUGCAAUGUGGAAAGACAUUCAGUUUCAGCUCCAGUCUUGCUAGACACCAGAGAAUCCACAUUGGGGAGAAACUUUAUGAAUGCAAGCAAUGUGGAAAGACAUUCAGAUAUAUCUCUAGUCUUGCUGGACAUCAGAGGAUCCACACUGGGGAGAAACCCUAUGAAUGCAUGCAAUGCAGAAAGACAUUCAGUUUCAGCUCUAGUCUUGCUAGACAUCAGAUAAUCCACACUGGGGAGAAACCUUUUGAAUGCAAGCAGUGUGGAAAGACAUUCGGAUAUUUCUCCAGUCUUGCUGGACAUCAGAGGAUUCACACUGGGGACAAACCUUAUGAAUGCAUGCAGUGUGGAAAGACAUUCAGUUUUAGCUCUGGUCUUGCUAUACAUCAGAGAAUCCACACUGGGGAGAAACCCCAUCAAUGCAAGCAGUGUGGAAAGACAUUCAGUUGUACCCCCAAACUUGCUGCACAUCAGAGAAUCCACACUGGGGAGAAGCCUUAUGAAUGCAUGCAAUGCAGAAAGACAUUCCGUUUGAGCUCCAGUCUUGCUAUACAUCAGAGAAUCCACACUGGGGAGAAGCCUUAUGAGUGCAAGCAGUGUGGAAAGACAUUCAGUUUCAGCUCCAGUCUUGCUAUACAUCAAAGAAUCCACACUGGGGAGAAGCCUUAUGAAUGCAUACAGUGUGGAAAGACAUUCAGUUUCAGCUCCAGUCUUGCUAUACAUCAGAGAAUCCACACUGGGGAGAAGCCUUAUGAAUGUAAAAAGUGUGGAAAGACAUUUACAGAAAAAUCCACUCUUUCUAAACAUCAGAGAACCCACACAGGGGAGAAACUUUUAAAAUGCAAACAGUGUGGAAAAGACAUUCAGGCAGAGUUCUGCUUUUACUGUUCAUCAGAGGAUCCACACUGGGGAAAAACCCUAUGAAUGCUAGCAGUGUGGAAAGACAUUCAAUUAUACCCCCUAACUUGCUACACAUCAGAUGAUCCACACUGGGGAGAAGCCUAAUGAAUGUGAGAAACCCAAUAUUUCUAAACAUCAGAGAACAUACACGAGAAACCAUCUAUGAAUGCAAGAAGUGUGUAAAGACAUUCCAUCAGAGUUCUAUUCUUGCUAUACAUCAGAGAAUCUACACUGGGGAGAAAUCCUAUGAAUGCAAGCAGUGUGGAGAGACAUUCAGUUACAUCACCAAACUUGCUGCACAUCAGAGGUUCCACACUGGGGAGAAACCUCAUGAAUGCAAGAAGUGUGGAAAAGCAUUCAGCCAAAGCUUCUAUCUUGCUGCACAUCAGAGAAUCCACAUUGUGGAGGAACCUUAGGAAUACAAGCUACAUGAAAAGAUGUUCAUAUAAACUUCCCCUUUUGGGGGCAACAUACCUGACAUGAGCCUGGACUUGACUCAGAGCCAAGAAUUAUGUGAUGGAAACCAUUGAGUGAGGAUAAAAUGGCAGCAGGAAAAAGGCAGCAGUAGUAUAUAGGGAUCCCUCUCUUAUUCAAAUGAAGUAAAUGCUUCUUUGUUAUCUGUGAUGCCUUGAGCAUGGGCAAACAGGAUAGCCUGUUUCAAUUCAGAAAUAGCUGACAUGUUCCAUUUCUAAACUAAGUGAUUUAGUGACUGACUUUUUUUCUCAGUGCUAUAAGAGGUUUAGUAAUUUCCCCAUAGAUAGGAAUCCACUGUAUAUAAAAGCCUUUUGCUCCAAGAAUUGCCCUACAUUGUUUCUUAGUGGAAGGUGUGCUUAAUUUUUUAAUAUUUUCAGUGAGCUCAGGGGGAAUUGAAUUGGCACCAGUAGUUGAAGCCUAAAUACUCCACUUUGGGGAGACACCACUUAUCUUUUGCAUUUGAGAUCUUGUGUGCCCUUAUAUAGGUCCAAAAUAUGUUUGUCAUUUUCUUGGCAUGCUUUAGCAUUUGACAAGGCCAAGACUAAAUCUACAGAAUGUAUCGAGUGACUCACUUUAAAUUCAAUAUUUUUGAAAUAUGUUAAAUAUGGGAAAACUAAGUGGGACUUUCAAAACAUCCUAAGGGAAAAUGACACCACAUUCCUUUGGGACAUUUCCAGGUGAAGGCAAAUGUUUCUGUAAUCUUUAUGAAUGGUUAUUGGAAAAAAUGCUAAAUAUAAACCCACUACUGUAAAAUGUGAGGCAGUGCUGGUAAUACAGGAGAUAAUUGUGGAUGGAUUUAAAACCUCUGGGUGUCUUGGUUAUCUUACAAUCCUUAAGUUUUCUUCAAAUUAAUAGGUUUUUCAUUUACAUCUAAUUUUGAAUUGUUAACAGUUAAGAUAGAUAUGUUCAGAUUCACAUAAAAUUAUUUUU